This is a messenger RNA of Morus notabilis, 775 nucleotides long. Its product is annotated as dynein light chain, cytoplasmic-like. The coding region runs from base 28 to 519 and encodes 163 amino acids. Lineage: Eukaryota; Viridiplantae; Streptophyta; Magnoliopsida; Rosales; Moraceae. The transcript has 2 exons. Gene Ontology annotation, biological process: microtubule-based process. The record is from RefSeq and is a predicted model, not a curated record. Gene Ontology annotation, molecular function: dynein light intermediate chain binding; dynein intermediate chain binding. Gene Ontology annotation, cellular component: dynein complex.
CUCUCUAGCUCACUCGCACCCACUUCCAUGGAGAGGCCAGAGAUGGAGGCAAAGACGGAGGACGAAACAAGAAGAAGGAGACCAAGAGGCGUGAGGCCCAACAAGCAACUCAUGGUGGGCCGAGCCGCACGGCCCACGUUGCCAUCGCCGGCGGUGACGAGGCCUCUGGGGAGCGAGGUGAAGCUGGAGGCGGUGGCCGUUGAUCUAAAUGUACGGCUGAGAUCGGCGGACAUGCCGGCGGUGAUGCAGGUGCGUGCCUUCCGUUGCACCAGAUCACUCCUCAACGCGAAUCCCGAGGAGAAGAAGAAGCCCAAUCCCACCCACCUGGCCAUGUCCCUCAAGAAAGAAUUUGACGCACUGUACGGUCCGGCAUGGCACUGCAUUGUAGGGAAGAGCUUCGGAUCGUUUGUGACUCACUCAAGCGGAGGGUUUGUGUAUUACUCGGUGGAGAAGCUCAGUUUUCUUCUGUUCAAGACUCAAGUUCGGCCGGUGAAGACUCGUCAAAUUCGUUACGUUUGAAUGCGACUAGCAACCAGCGUUUGGAUGACUUUCAAAUUGGUGCAUACUUUGUUUAAUACGACCACGUGUAUAUGAUAGUCGCAGAAGACUACUUGAAGGACUUGAGAAUUUUGUUUCUUAGGCACCAGGAGAUUUAAGAUUAAUCGCAAACUUGCUGUUAAUGUUGUCGUUUUUGCUUUGACAAUAUUUUUUUUUGUAUUUGUAUAUUUAGUUUUGAGUUAAUUUCAGAAGUAGUCCUGAGAUUUACCUAAUCUCA